UGAGCCAAGAAGUGAGUGGGGGUCUGAAUGAAUGACAGCAUGUAAACCACCAGGCUAUCUGUAUCGUGUUGGAGUAACGUUAACGUUACUGUUUCCGUUUUAUAAACAUUGCUAUUGUGGGAUGUUUUGUCGCUGAACCGUUUGCUGUCGCAGGUGCUCAAAUACCGAGACAGUUUGGUCCGUUAUAGUUUGAAGCUAGCUUCUUAGCUUGUAGCACUUGUUAGCCGUAUUUGGUCAGUUGCUGAGAUUGCUAAGCUAACAUCAGGUUAGCUUUGCUGCAUAGCAACCUGCAGUUACAGGUUUCCUGACAUGUCCAUCUGAUGUGUCUGUGUAAACGUUGCUGGUUAUUACAUGCGCACACUUUUCCUCCACUCCCGACUCCAAACAAGAUGAAGAUGAAGAUGGAGGCAGAAACAUCUAGGGCUUUCCACCAGUGGACCUUUCAGACCAGUGACUGUCAGCCAUGUUGUCCAGGUUGAGGACGACCUGGUCCUUGAGGCCAUGCGUCUCUGUUUGCAGAUGGGCACACACCAAAGAGAAGGGCAAACCUCUGAUGCUCAACCCUCGCACCAACAAAGGCAUGGCCUUCACUCUGCAGGAGCGACAGAUUUUAGGGUUACAUGGUCUGUUGCCUCCUAAAGUGGAGACUCAGGACAUUCAGGCCAUGCGCUUUCAGAAUAAUCUCAAGAAGAUGACCGAUCCCCUGGAGAAGUACAUCUACCUGAUGGGCAUCCAGGAAAGGAAUGAGAAGCUUUUUUACAGGUUGUUGAUGGACGACAUCGAGGAGCUGAUGCCCAUUGUUUAUACUCCCACUGUAGGCCUGGCCUGCACACAGUAUGGACACAUCUUUAGAAGACCUAAGGGCUUGUUCAUCUCCAUUCUGGACAGAGGACACAUCCGCUCCAUCCUGGAUAACUGGCCAGAAACUAAUGUUGCAGCCGUAGUAGUGACUGACGGAGAGCGUAUUUUAGGCUUAGGAGACCUGGGUGUUUAUGGAAUGGGCAUCCCUGUCGGAAAGCUAUGCCUGUACACUGCCUGCGCCGGUAUUAGACCUGAGAAAUGUCUGCCUGUGGCGAUAGAUGUCGGCACAAACAAUGAGACUCUCCUCAAGGAUCCGAUGUACAUGGGCCUGUACCAGAAGCGAGAUCGCUCUCAAGCCUACGAUGAUCUGAUUGAUGAGUUCAUGGAAGCUGUGGUGGACAAAUACGGGCAGGACACGCUGAUCCAGUUUGAGGACUUUGGAAAUCACAACGCCUUCCGCUUCCUCAGGAAGUACAGGGAGAAGUAUUGCACCUUCAACGAUGAUAUCCAAGGCACUGCAUCUGUGGCCCUCGCUGGUCUGUUAGCAGCUCAGAGAACCAUUGGCAAACCCAUCACUGAACACCGGGUGCUUUUCCUGGGAGCUGGAGAGGCUGCCCUCGGUAUUGCCAAUCUGAUUGUCAUGGCGAUGAUGGAGAGUGGGAUGACCCAAGCUGAUGCCAGAGAAAAGAUCUGGAUGUACGAUAAAUUUGGCUUACUUGUAAAGGACAGACCGCAGGAAACAGACGGUAACCAGGAGGCAUUUGUUCAUGACAGUCCGGGGAAUGUACAGAGCUUCCUAGAUGCAGUCAACACCAUCAAACCCACAGCUAUCAUUGGUGUGUCAGGAGCUGGACGUCUGUUCACCCACGAUGUCAUCAAGGCCAUGGGAACCCUAAACGAACGACCAAUCAUCUUUGCCCUUAGUAACCCGACCACUAAAGCAGAGUGUACAGCAGAGGACGCCUACACACUCACCGAUGGUAGAUGUCUUUUUGCCAGUGGCAGUCCAUUCGGUCCUGUGACUCUGAAAGAUGGACGCGUCAUCAUUCCUGGACAGGGGAACAACGCUUACAUCUUCCCAGGCGUGGCCUUGGCUGUGAUCCUGAGUGGAGUGAGACACAUCAGUGACACAGUGUUCUUAGAGGCUGCUAAGACACUUGCAGAGCAGCUGACAGAUAAAGAGCUGGAAGACGGCAGACUCUAUCCUCCUCUCUCCAACAUCAGAGAGGUCUCCGUCCAGAUGGCUGUCAAGGUGGUGGAGUAUGUCUAUGCUAAAGGCAUGGCGUUUCGCUACCCUGAGCCUGUGGACAAGGAGGGCUUUGUACGCGCUACUGUGUGGGACACCAGCUACGACUCCUUCAUGCCAGAUACCUACGACUGGCCAGGUGUCAGCUUCAGCCCCAAGACUAAAUAGAAGUAGACCACACCCUCUCAGUGCUCUUUGUUUUCCACUUAACUCACAGAUCACAGGUAUUUUGAGACGAUCAUAAUUAUGUUAGUGCAAACAUUAGCUUAUGAAAACAGGCAGCAGAGGUCUCUUACUGCUGCUACAUACGUUUGCACAAACCCAGUCAUAUUAGAUCUGUGAGAAGGCAGAUUGGAAAGUGGCAUUUGAAUGAAAACGGCCAUUUUCACAGUUCUUUAUCACCUCUGCAUCACAUGUAAACCAGCGCAGCACCUGGAGGGCCACCUGGUGGUGGGAAAAGGCAGUGUGGAAAUCUGGUUUCAUUGUUGAAACCUUGAGAUAUAUUUUAAUUAUUAUCUAUUAUAUUAUAUCAUAUCUAUCAUUAUCUAUCAUCAAGUUUGCAUCAGUAAAUUUAAGCACUCUAUAAAUUAGACUAUGGUGAAUAGUAAACCCAACGCUGAACACUGUGCCUCUGCUCGAGGUUGAGACUGGUUUUUACAAGAUACUGUACUAGAAUGACUCCAUGAUGUCAACCUUUUGUUAGGAAAUGCAGCAUACUAUUAUCUUUUUGCAACCUGUUUUAAAAGGUAGUCACUCCUCAUUUAUUGUAACAGUUGUUUGUUGUGUACACUCCUGAUGCAGAGGUUAGUCUUUAGUUAGCACUUAAUACUAUUCUGACUGUAUGUAGCUACAUAGAGAUUACAGAACAUAACGCACAUUCAUUAACAUGAAGUACGGACAUUGCCUUUUCUCACAUCAGGUGGGCCUCUGGUGGCUUCACUGAUCUAACCAAUGCCUGGUGUAAGACAUAAGGUUUAAGAACCUUUUUAAACUAUGCUUAAAUCAGGCCACAUUAUCAGAGUCCUAGUAGAGCAGAGGGUUAAAGCACUUCCUUUGUGAGCAAACUAAGAGACAAAGAGAGGACAGGAUGUUACUCGGGAGAAAUGGAGAGAAUAUAUAAAGAGAGACCUCAGACAACGGUGUGAUUUUAUGAAGGGAAAGUUAUAUCUAAAAACACAAGAAGUGAACGUCCACUCCAACAUUGUAUUUGUUCACAUGCUUUUGUCACAUUGUAUUUAUUUCUUUGAAUUUAUUUAAUUUUAUUAGGGUGUAUUAAGAUGUUUUGCCCUUUGGCUUUGUGAGAAAACCUGUUACCAACACUCCUUUAAUGAGUUGUGGUAAAAUUAAUCCAUCCCUAAAAAUGAACCCUUUUGCUUAACUGUGAUUAAAAAAAAAAAAGCUGAAUAUGAAAUGUAACCUAAAUAUUUAAGAAAACUAUGCGCAGUAUCAAAUGAUUAUUUUCUAUUUGGAUUAUAUUUUGUGUACUGUACAUAGGCUUUUGUGGAAACUGAGACUGUCUAUGGAAAGAGUGUUUAUAAAGUUGUGUUAAGUACAUCCACGUGUGUUUCGGCAGGUUGGUGUGUGGGUUUUACUCCUGGGAACAGACUUCCAGGCUACGCUCUUACAGUUCUGGUCUGAUAUGAUCAUUAACAAUAAUUUAUAACACAGACACAGUCACGUUGGCUCAGAUUAACACAAGCUAGAGAGAUGGCAACUCUGCCUUUGGCAAGUUUAUAUGUACUGCAUCUUUCAACAGAGAUAUUCAAAAUGCUGUACGUAAGACAUUAAAAGCAUAAAGAAAAACAAGCCAGUAUAAAAAAACACAUCAGAAAGAUUAGCAGAGUAAAAUAAAGUAGAAGAUACAAAAGAGACAGAUUAUAGUGCAGUGCAAAAUUUGAAUAAAUACUACUUCCGUGCUUCCCAACCUUUUUCCUUAAGGGGCCCUUUUCUAUCACUAAGUAAACUGGCAACCCCUGACUAAGUGAGAUAUUGAACUAAUAAAUAACCCAAAUAUUGAUGCAAUAACUGCAGGAAGUUAAUGUAAAACCAGCAAUUUGGAUGAAUUUUAAGAUUAUUUCCUGUGAAUAUUGCAUCAGAUGAGUUUCCCAGAAUUUUUUAACAAUCAUAACAUACCCUAAAACUUCAAUUAAAAGUCUAGUCCCAAUUAAACACCCAGUCCCUUUGACAAAUGUAAGCCUGUCUCAAAUAGAGCCCUGGUCUGGUUGCCAAGCAGUUCAUUUUUUUAAUAGAAGUUCUUCAGAUGUAUAAAAGCAGGUUGUUGGCGACCUCAAAUUAUGUGUUCAUUUCUCGAUUACCCUGUAAGUUUAGUCCAUAAGGGUCCCCAGAUCAAAAGAAUCAAAAGGGUUUUUCAUAGAAAUUAACAGAAUUACAGGCCUGUUCCAAAAAAGACAUCUGUCCCAAAUAUAGGCCUGUUGAUUUCAGUGAUUUAAGCAAACAAUAGCCCGGGCUAUUAAUUGAAGUUUUAAUGGUACUUAUCAGGCUUCUUUUUUGACAAAUUCUGUGUUUUCUUCUCGCUGGCGCUUUGCCAUGUUCUAUUAGCUUUUUGGUUGUUUCAGCUGUGUAGUUUUCUAAUACAAGACGAGGCUGUUUAGCAGAGAGUGAAGGCUCUGUGAAUAUAGCUUGUGUUCAGGUCUUCAUCGUGCUCUUAUCCUUUAUAUCUUGAAGAAUGAUCUUGACUUCAAAAAUAAUAAUUUUAUUUAGUUUUACUCACAGAUAUGAAUACUGAGAUAUAGGCCAACUGUAUUAAUUUUUAAAUAUUCUUACACCCCUUAAAAUCUUAAAAUCAAGAAAGCUUCACAUGACGCCCUGUGAAGCUUUUGGUGACCUCUCGUAUGGGUUGGGCCCCUAGGUUGGGAACCAGUGUAGUAUCUGAUGCUGAAGGGUAAUGGUGCCUACAAGAUUAUUAUUGGCAAUAUAUAUUUGUUAUAAAGAAACUGAGCAAUGCCAGGGCAUUUAUUUGUGGCAGGUUGUUUACAUUAACAGGAGGAUGCAGUAUCUUAUUAACUAUAAUUCCAGUUAUACUUUCUGAACACUUUCCAUCUGUAUGUCAGUUUGAAGCUUAUCUUGGUCUCUGUUAGAUCUUUAUAUUUUGCUCUGUGCUCUGACAAACUGCUGUGGUCUAUUGUAGUGACUUAUCCAAGGAUCUUCAAUGAUAUAGUGUAAAAUGUGAGACUUAGACCAUACACACUGGACACGCACACACACACACACACACACACACACACACACACACACACCCUUGCAGCUAAAAUGUGUUAAAGUCUGAAAACUGUACAAGUUACAUUAAAACUUCCAGUCAGCCUAUUUUAUUCAUAGUAUUGCCUUAGUCACAUGUCAAGGGCAUUGACAGUAUCAUGCAUUAGUUCUCAAGUAUGUUUAAAUAUAGGCCACUGUAAAUUUUAGUCUCAGGAUAUUGUAUUAGGACCUUCUAACCGCUUACAUUGAAGUGCCUGCACAAUGUUAAGUGUCUGUCCACAAUCAUGUCAUGUUCCAUGAUGCAGACCUCUCAACAUGCUGCAGGCAGAGCUGAGAAACAACAGCACUACCAAAAUUAUACACUGUUUUGGGGUGCCCACAAGCUCACCUGGUAGAGUAGGCACCCCCUUGCCGCAGCGGCCAUGGGCUCGAUUCCAACCCACAGCCCUUUGCUGCAUGUCAUCCCCCUUCCAUGCUGUAGCUGUCCUAUCAAAUAAAGGCAAAAAAAUAAUUGUGUUGAAUUCAAUGUGCAGCUUCGUCUCUGAUAGACUGUGCAGCUUCAGGUUGUGAACAAUCAAAGUUUUCUACUUAUACAUAAUGAAAGUUUUAUUUAAAAGGACCUAUUUAAAUCAAUCUCACCUCAGUAAGUGCUGGCUUGUGUGUCUGUCUGGUUGUUGUUACUGACUGUAAUUGUCCUGUGUGAGUUUUUACUGUGUUGUGUCAGAAAGUGGUGACUGGCUUGCUCAUGUGAUUCUUUUCAUACCCAUGAGGAAAAUUAAGUCUGUGUGUCAGUGAAGUGUACAUCCACAUAGUGCUGUGUCCUUCCAGUCUGUGUUCCUGAGGUAUAUUUUUGUUACACAAUAUAUUGCCUUAGCGUUUGUGCGCAGAGAGAAUACCUAUGUGCAGAAUAAAAACAGUUUUACACUGGC
This is a messenger RNA of Epinephelus moara (kelp grouper), 6192 nucleotides long. It is a transcript of the gene me2, whose product is annotated as malic enzyme 2, NAD(+)-dependent, mitochondrial. The record is from RefSeq and is a predicted model, not a curated record. NCBI's taxonomy places the organism in Eukaryota, Metazoa, Chordata, Actinopteri, Perciformes, Serranidae. Bases 464 to 2215 code for a protein of 583 amino acids. Gene Ontology annotation, molecular function: NAD binding; malate dehydrogenase (decarboxylating) (NAD+) activity; malate dehydrogenase (decarboxylating) (NADP+) activity. Gene Ontology annotation, cellular component: mitochondrion. The transcript is spliced from 15 exons. Gene Ontology annotation, biological process: malate metabolic process; pyruvate metabolic process.